This is a messenger RNA of Frankliniella occidentalis (western flower thrips), 1216 nucleotides long. It is a transcript of the gene ORMDL, whose product is annotated as ORM1-like protein. Gene Ontology annotation, cellular component: endoplasmic reticulum membrane. Lineage: Eukaryota; Metazoa; Arthropoda; Insecta; Thysanoptera; Thripidae. The record is from RefSeq and is a predicted model, not a curated record. Bases 183 to 641 code for a protein of 152 amino acids. Gene Ontology annotation, biological process: intracellular sphingolipid homeostasis; ceramide metabolic process; negative regulation of ceramide biosynthetic process. The transcript has 4 exons.
AAAGAAGCGAUGAGCUUUCCGCCUUGAAAAUGAGGCUGUGAAAGCAAAAUUUUGCCGUUUAAAACCAGCGGGUGGGAUAUUGUUCAUUUUCAAAGAUGCCUCAACUGGCUAGCAGACGUGUGAGGUAGCGGCUUGCCAUUUUCAAAACAUUGAGAAAUAGAGAACCAAUAACGGCAGUCAAUAUGCAUGUGGGAGGGCAUGGUAAUGCCAAUCCAAACACCACUUGGCUGAAAAGCCGUGGAAUGUGGGUUUCAUACAUUCUUGGAAUGCUUAUUCUUCAUCUAAUCAUUUUGAGUGUGCCUCUUUUGAGCGUAGCAAUGGCUUGGACUGUGACAAAUCUUAUCCACAACUUGAGUCACCUCAUAUUUUUACAUUCACUGAAGGGAGCUCCAUGGAUUCCUCAAGAUCAAGGUGAUUGCCGCAGCCUGACACAUUGGGAGCAAAUAGACGAUGGCGCUCAAUUCACUAAAACACGGAAGUUCCUGUUUGCGGCUCCAAUUGUGCUGUUUCUAUUGACAUGUUUUUACACCAAAAAUGAUACAAGUCAUUUUGUUGUUAAUUUGGUAUCUCUUGUCAUUGUCAUUGUACCCAAGUUGCCUCAACUUCAUGAAGUCCGCAUAUUUGGAAUUAACAAGUAUUGAAACUGCUUCCUAACUAGUUUUGAAACGUUUGUCUACCAUGCAAAACUACAGUUACAUCUAACAAAAAAUAUUUAAAUCCAUUUGCUGUGCUAUGGUUGUGUCAAGUUGUACUUUAGUACAUCUACUUUAAGGCUUUUUGAGGAAACGAAGUAAUAUAAUAAGCUGUAAUCAGUUAAAGAGAUAUAAGCCAUUAAGAAAUAAUUACAAGGAAUAUGUAUGUUUUAGAUUGUUGAUGUGCCAAUAUUUCUUAAAUGGAAAGUGCAAACUGCCAAAUUGUUCCAGUUUUCCAAACAUCAAGAAUGUUGAAAAUUGCGUUACUGAGGAAAAGUCUGCUUUUUUAUUUGUACCAAUAAUAUUGAUUGAUUGAUUGUUAGUUUUUGUGAAACUCAUGCAAUUUUUAUGUAAAUACUUGAUUUUUAACUAGUCGCCGUCAAUUUGCUUAAACGUUUUUUUAUAAGCUGUAAGAAAAUUGUACACCAUAAUUUUGAUGUGCUACAUCUUACUGUGUUAUUUUGAUUAUAUUCUUAUAAAGUUUUUCUGUUUCAUUUUGUAAUCUUUUAUUUAUCAGGAUCAUG